Messenger RNA from Zophobas morio, 857 nucleotides. Its product is annotated as GILT-like protein 1. The record is from RefSeq and is a predicted model, not a curated record. The transcript has 5 exons. Lineage: Eukaryota; Metazoa; Arthropoda; Insecta; Coleoptera; Tenebrionidae. Bases 94 to 732 code for a protein of 212 amino acids. Gene Ontology annotation, molecular function: oxidoreductase activity, acting on a sulfur group of donors, disulfide as acceptor.
GCGGGCUAGUUAAUUCCAUAUCAAGACUUUCUCUUCUCUGUAUCUCCUUAAAAAAUACCUUGUUAUUCGAAAUUCACCUCUGACACUCUCAACAUGUGUAAACUUUACCUCUCACUUAUUUUCUGCUUCGCGUUGGUCAACCAUUUAAACUGUCAAGCUAAAUUACACGUGGAGGUUUUAUAUGAAUCUUUAUGUCCGGACAGUCUGAGCUUUAUUACGCAACAGCUCCAUCCAGUUUUUAAGGAAUUAGCGCCUUACGUCGACCUGAAAUUGACACCCUUUGGUAAAAGUGCCAGUUUAGAAAAUGGGGCUCAUUUCGUCUGCCAACAUGGUCCUCAAGAGUGCAAAGGUAACAAAAUCCAGUCCUGCGUGCUUAACACAAUCCCGGACCAAAGCGUCCAAGUUGAUUAUGUUAACUGCUUUAUGAAGACUUUUAGAAAAGAACAGAGAAACGAGCAAGAAUUCGGUCAAACGUGUGCUGAGGCUGCAGGCGUUGAUUUUAACCAAAUCUCGGAGUGUUAUUCUUCAGCUCUUGGGACACGACUUCAGCUUUUGGCGGAAGAAGUGACGGCUAAAGUGUCGCCCAAAUUUGUCCCUACCAUUUUAUAUAACGGCCAAUUUAAUCAAGAUCUUCAAGAUGCAAGCCUUGUUGACUUUAGAAGAGUUGUGUGCACUUUAAUAUCAAGCGCUUAUCCAGAGGCUUGCCAGGGUCCAGCGAUUAUUAGACUUUAAGUUAGAAGAAAUGCCUUAAAAUAUUAAUUUAAUUUUGUUUCUUAAUAAAUAAGUCACAAAUUAAUAUGGAUGGUAACCAGAAUGUAUUCUUAUAAACUUUGCUGCCAAUAAAAGAAUCAAACAUG